Messenger RNA from Danio rerio (zebrafish), 3968 nucleotides. The record is from RefSeq and is a predicted model, not a curated record. Lineage: Eukaryota; Metazoa; Chordata; Actinopteri; Cypriniformes; Danionidae.
UUUUGACUCUGGGGCGCCCCGAAGCCUGAAGCAGAUCGAGGAUAAAUAAGGGACUAAAGAUGGCGACGGUGGAGGAUUCAUGGCAGAAAUUCGCAUCCAAAACUUCCCUUCGGAAUCCAGAAUCCAGCGAUCCAGUGUGGCAGUGAGAGCCGAGAGCCUGAGCCCCGCAUCCGCUGCUCCGUGACCGGCUCCAGCGCCACACAUCCCGCUACCGUUACCGGAGAAACACCGCGGAGUUUGGACGAAGCGACACCGGACCCGCUGAUGAUGAUCCCGGGCUGAGCUUCGCGUCUGCUGCAUGGAGGCCGCUGGAGGGAGUCUGUCCGCCCCGCUGGAGCAGUGAUUUGGGUCGGAACUUAAACCCGAAACCGAUCGCGAUGUAUUUUCUGAGCGGCUGGCCGAGGCGGCUCCUGUGCCCGCUGCGGAGCGACGAGCGGCCCUUUCGGAUCGAGCCCAGCGCGCAACGCUUCUACCUGGCUGUGCUGUCCGAGACCCAGAUCAGCAUCUGGUUCAGCAGGCCCAGUGUGCUGAUCGUCAGUUAUAUCGAGUCUGGAAAAGCAGCUGCGCAGUUCGGCUUCUAUCAGCAGGUGGAAUGGAAACCCGACGACUCCAUGAUUGCCGUAGCGGCAGCGAAUGGUUACGUGCUGCUGUUCGACAUCAUCGGGGGCUUGGAUGAUAAGUACCUCUAUGAGCCGGUCUAUCCUAAGGGCAGUGCUCGUGUUAAGGUGACUCCGGGUUAUAAAGAGGAACAGUGUGCUCCUGCUCUCACACUAGAGAUGAAGAAACCUGUCGACCUGGAGGCUCCCAUCAGCUGUCUUCAGUCUCUAGCGGAGGAUCUGCUGGUGGCGACGGCGGAUGGUUUCCUCCAUAUGCUGCAUUGGGACAGUGUCAGUAACGGCCGCAGAGCAGUGAACCUCUGCACCAUCCCCUUCUCCCUGGACCUGCAGUCCUCCAGAGGAGGGCCGUGUUUGGAUCUGGACGGUGUGUAUAUUCGUGAUCUGGAGUAUUGUGCGACGCUGGAUGGAUUCGCUGUGGUGUUUGAUGAUGGGAGAAUCGGCUUCAUCACACCCACUGCUAACAGACUCGCCACAGACCAGCUGCAGGGUGUUUGGGCCGCGGACGUCACUGAUGGUACAUGUGUAGCCGUCAACAACAAAUACAGACUCAUGGCCUUCGGCUGCACAAGUGGCUCGGUGCUGGUCUACAUGAUUGACAGCUCCACCGGCUGCAUGCAGCUGUCUCAUAAACUAGAAUUAACCCCUAAACACUAUCCAGAUAUCUGGAAUAAGACUGGUCCAGUGAAGAUGAUCCGCUGGUCUCCGGACUGCAGUGUUGCCAUGGUGACGUGGGAGUGUGGUGGUCUCUCUCUCUGGAGUGUGUUUGGUGCUCAUCUCAUCUGCACACUCGGAGAGGACUUUGCGUAUCGCUCUGACGGCACUAAGAAAGACCCUCUGAAGAUCAGCUCUAUGAGCUGGGGUGUGGAGGGUUAUCAUCUGUGGGUGAUCCGCAGUUCAGACUCCACUGUUACUGAAGAAAAACAAGAGAAACUCCAGCAGAACACGAUACUGCAGUUUCAGUUCAUCAAGAGCUAUGUCUCUCUCUGUAUGUGUCUGUGUGUGUGUGUGCGUGUUCAGAGUAACCAGGAGCAGGUGCUGCUGCAGGGUGAGGACCGCCUGUAUGUGACGUGCGGGGACCCUACUCAGACUCAGACCCCGGGUCAGUGUGUGUUGGACAGCAGCAGCAGCAGCAGCAGCAGUCCCGUCCAGCGCUCCUCCUCCACAGCUCCACUCUCUCAGGGCCUCAGCACUUUACUGGGACACAAGCACUGGCAGGUGGUUCAGAUUCACAGCACAUAUCUAGAGACUAACUGGCCCAUCAGGGAGCAGAAUAUGACUGUGACCGGUGGUCUUGCGUGGUGGAAUGACUUUGUUGUUGUUGCCUGUUACAAUUUCAUUGAUCGUCAGGAAGAGCUGCGGUUGUACGUGCGCUCUGCUAACCUGGAUAACGCAUUUGCCAGCAUCACUAAACUGCACGCCGACACACUGCUGCUCAACGUGUUUCGCAACAUGGUGAUUCUGUUCAGAGCCGACUGCUCCAUCUGCCUGUACAGCAUCGAGAGACGCCACGACGGCCCGAGCCCGUCCGCCAGUGUGGAGCUGCUGCAGGAGGUCUCCAUGUCCCGCUAUAUUCCUCACCCCGGCCUGGUGGUGUCUGUGACCCUCACAUCAGUGCGCACGGAGAGCGGCAUCACACUCAAAGCCCCACAGCAGGCCUGUUCGGCUGAGAGUAUCCUGCUGAAUCUGGCUGGUCAGCUGAUCAUGCUGCAGAGAGACAGAUCCGGCCCACAGGUACGAGAGAAGGACGCGCCGGCCAAUCACAGCAAACUGCUGCCGUUCUGCCCGCCGGUGGUUCUGGCGCAGUGUGUGGAGAGCGUGUGGACGUCGAGUCGCAGUAACCGUAAGAAGCGUCACCUGAUGGAGGCGCUGUGGCUCUCCUGCGGAGAAGCGGGGAUGAAGGUGUGGUUGCCGCUGUUCCCCCGAGACCACCGAAAACCGCACUCGUUCCUGUCCCGCAGGAUCAUGCUCCCCUUCCACAUCAACAUCUACCCGCUGACGGUGCUGUUCGAGGACGCGCUGAUCCUCGGAGCUUCCAACGAGACUGUGCUGUUUGACGGGCUGAGCUCGAGUGCGGAGCCACUAGAGGCGCUGUUCCCCUACUGCACGGUGGAGAGAACAUCACAGAUAUACCUGCACCACAUACUAAGACAGCUGCUGGUGCGUAAUCUGGGUGAGCAGGCGCUGAUGUUGGCGCAGUCGUGUGCAUCGCUGCCUUAUUUCCCGCAUGUUCUGGAGCUGAUGGUGCAUGUGGUGCUGGAGGAGGAGGCCACGUCCAGAGAGCCCAUCCCUGACCCGCUGCUGCCCACCGUGGCCAAAUUCGUCACCGAGUUCCCGCUCUUCCUGCAGACUAUCGUCCACUGCGCACGCAAGACCGAAUACGCCCUCUGGAACUACUUGUUCGCCGCUGUCGGGAACCCCAAAGACCUGUUUGAGGAGUGCUUGAUGGCGCAGGAUCUGGACACGGCGGCGUCAUACCUGAUCAUACUGCAGAAUAUGGAGGUUCCAGCGGUCAGCCGUCAGCACGCCACACUGCUCUUCAACACUGCUCUGGAGCAGGGGAAGUGGGAUCUGUGUCGACACAUGAUACGAUUUCUCAAGGCGAUUGGCUCAGGGGAGAGCGAGACUCCGCCCACCACACCUACAACUCAGGAACAGAGCCCCAGCAGUGGUUUUGAGUUCUUCAGGAACCGCAGCAUCAGUCUCUCUCAGUCUGCAGACAGCAUCGCCGCAGGGAAGUUCAACCUGCAGAAGACCAUGAGUAUGCCCACCGGACCCUCCUCCAAGAGUGGCGAGCGCUGGUGUAAGGACAGUGACUCUGCAGAGAAUCUCUACAUUGAUGUGAUGUUAUGGAGACACGCUCGCCGUCUGCUGGAGCAGGUGCGUCUGCGGGAUCUGGGCUGUUUCUCUGCUCAGCUGGGCUUCGAGCUGAUUGGCUGGUUGUGUCGCGAGCGCACGCGUGUCGCACGAGUGGACGACUUCGUCACCGCGCUCAAAUGCCUGCAUAAGGACUUCCUGUGGCCGUUUCCUGUUAUCCCAGCAUGCACCAUCAGCUCGCCGCUCAAGAACGGACGCUGCCGCCCAGUGUUGAGCUCUCGUCUGCUGAAGUCUCAGUCUGCAGACAGUCUGCUGAACAGUGAGAUGGACACCACGCCCCCUCAGGUUAGCACAGCCAAUCACCGCUGGUUGGAUGGUUUGGGGGCGGUGUCUAAAGAACUGGACUCCGCUUCUUCACAUGGAGGACCACAGACUCAGGAGGCUUUUCUCUCUCCACUCAUUAGUAAAGGUGAGCAAGUGUCUGAUAUCUAUCUAUACUUCCAUCCAUCUAUCCAUCGUUCUAUCUAUCUAUCUAUC